Molecule: messenger RNA, 2564 nt
Organism: Ctenopharyngodon idella (grass carp)
Lineage: Eukaryota; Metazoa; Chordata; Actinopteri; Cypriniformes; Xenocyprididae
Product: ras-related protein Ral-A-like
Exons: 6
Coding region: 410-1018 (202 amino acids)
Biological process (GO): Ras protein signal transduction; regulation of exocytosis
Cellular component (GO): plasma membrane
Molecular function (GO): GTP binding; GTPase activity; GDP binding
Source: RefSeq, a predicted model, not a curated record
UAUCUUCCUAGCAGUGAUGUACAGUUAUCCAGGAGACCUCUAGGCGGACAAUAUUUUUGUGAUGACGUCGAAAAACAUAACAUGCUAGUUUGCGUCUCCACUGUACAAUCGAUACUGUAGACGUAUUAUCGACAAGAAACUGCAAUUACAAAAAGUUUAAAGAAGUAACCUGGUAGUCAGUGUAAAGAAGACCAAGCCCAGCAAGCCGAAGCUGACAGCAGUGCUGCUCCCUUCUGAGUCAUGCACUGAAGCAAAACAAAUCUGCCCGCUGCAGCAAAGCUAACAAGACUUCGAACACGCGAGUUCAUGUUCAUUUGAUCUUCCUUCUAGGGUUCCCUUAAUACCCAUCUACCUCUGAAUUUUUACUGCUUUAUCACUGCAUUGCUGCCAGUCUCAUUGCUUAAAAGCCAUGGCUGCUAACAGGAACGCUUUGGCCCUUCACAAAGUGAUAAUGGUAGGCAGUGGCGGCGUGGGCAAGUCAGCAUUAACACUGCAAUUCAUGUAUGAUGAGUUUGUGGAAGACUAUGAGCCCACUAAAGCUGACAGCUACAGAAAAAAGGUGGUUCUGGAUGGAGAAGAGGUCCAAAUCGACAUCCUCGACACGGCAGGACAGGAGGACUACGCUGCCAUUCGGGACAACUACUUCCGUAGCGGAGAGGGAUUUCUUUGCGUGUUCUCCAUUACAGAAUCUGAAUCCUUUGCUGCAACUGCUGAUUUCAGAGAACAGAUCCUUCGGGUGAAGGAGGAAGAGAACGUACCUUUCCUGCUGGUGGGAAAUAAGUCAGACUUGGAGGACCGACGGCAAGUCGGGGUGGAGGAGGCCAAGGCCAGAGCAGAGCAGUGGGCAGUCAGCUAUGUCGAGACUUCUGCCAAAACCCGUGCCAACGUAGAUAAGGUGUUUUUUGAUCUCAUGCGUGAGAUCAGAGCCAGAAAAAUGGAAGAUGGCAAAGAGAAAAAUGGAAAAAAGAAGAGGAAAAGUUUGGCAAAGAGAAUUCGAGAAAGAUGUUGCAUUUUAUAACAACUAAGUCGCACUAUAAUGCUAACAUCUCUUCUCUACCCUUCUACUGCUUCCAAAAAAAAAAAAUCACUUUCAUCACUCUCCAGUCAACUGCUGGAGAUCAUCUCGUAAAAACACAUCUAGUCUACGGUCUGUGUCUGGUUGUUCUCAUUGUCGUUUCUCAAUGGGUAUAAGAGGACAGAAUAUCAGAUAUGCAUUAAAAUGACAAAUGGUGUCAAAGGUCUGACAUAUCAGAUAAGAACAUUUCUCAGCUCAAGCACACCAUAACAGACUAUAAUGAUUUUAACUUAUAACUAGAUUGUUCACUUUAGUUGCUUUUAGUUGAAUGCGAGUACAUUGAGUGCUGAACACUAACACGGUAGGGAAAAUAAUACUACUCCAAGCUAUUUGUUACUGAGUUCACGGUGUUUUGAGGAUUUAAACCUCCUGUUCUGUUUUACUUCCCAAAGUAAAGCCUUAAUGUUAGAGUAUACAAAAAUGGGUGUUAAGUUGCAUGAAUGCUUUUAGAAAAUUGCAGCUAUAUAUCUUUGCCUAACAUAGGCAUUGCUAAAUACUUCCUAAGACAAUGUGCACAUGAUUAGAAACUAGAUAGGAAUUUAAUUGGCUGUUUUGCCAAAAACCUUUGUUUGAAUUCAAACACUCUAAAGCGUAAAAGUUUUGCAUUUCAGAACAUUUGGCACUGUCCUUUAUUUACUUUUAAUAUCCUAAGUCCAAUAGUGCAUCAAAUACGUGUUUAAAAUAUGUGAUUUAACAUACACCAAGCUCUCCUUAAACACAUACAUAAAAUAUUUGUAGUCAAAAGGGCUUAUUCACUCAUCCCUGUUGCGUGGCACCAGAUUCAGAGGUUUGAUUUGUGCUAUCUACGGGUCCCAAAUAACGCAUGAAUUAUGCUAUUUAGAAAUGAGAGCGUUACCUAGCUUGAAUCAACUUUACUGUGAAAACGGGUUGGAAUGUUUUAUAACACAGACUGAUUUGUGUACUUUAUUAGAACUUAUAUGCAAUUUAAAUUUUCUUGCAACUUGUAUCCUGUGUAAUUAUAUUUUCUAUUGUAAAUUUUAGUUAUUUUGAGGGUAAGAGAAUAUUGCGAAAUCAUACUCGCUCAUACUAAAACUAAGACACUCUAAAAGGGCUGGACAUAAUCUGCAUUUCAGACACCUGGUCCAGGUGGCUACUCUGCAGAUAUGAGUAAAAGAAAACCGUCACCCAUUGAUGAAUGGUUUUGAAUAAGCACAUCCAUGUGUAAAUAAAUGUGAGGUUGACAAUUUAUUUCCAUAUAAUUCUGGCAUCUACCAAAUAUUUUUCUUUUGCAGCUAAAACUGCUUCUUUUAAAUGUUAAUUAACUCUGCCACUGUCUUUACCCAAAUCUAUGUGUGCACUGUGGCUUUUGCAAAUUUUUUGUUCCCUCAGUUCUGUUUGUGUGGCAAGUGUGCCAUGGGGCAAUGAUGCUGACAUAUCAAUGGCGGAUGCCUCAAGAAACCCUUCAUUACUUUAAAGAGUGACUGACUUUGAGUGCUAAAUGUUUACAAUACAAGACGUUUUAAUAUAA